AUGGCAGCCAACGAUUCCCUGCAGAACACGUCUGUCCAAGAUUCAGACCAGGAGCAGAGACAGCAGUUAAACCAGCAAAGCCAACGCGAAAGUGGCACUGACUGGGCCGAGUACGAUGCCAACGCUGCACCUCAGAUUACCGUUGAACAGGCCCCCGAGGUCGUUCCUGGUCAGAGUUUGAAGGGCUUAGAUGGUGCUGUCGAUGUUGAAGCUGAUAUCCGCCCUCCUUCAGCCUCCGAAAACAAACCCCCGGUUCCGGAGCACCUGCCCUGGAAGACACGUAUUCUCAACAGUCGUCUCUGCUCAUGGAAGCUUCUGCUUCCUCUCGUCGUCCUCUUACUUGUGGCCAUUAUCGUUCCGGUCGUUGUAUCGCAAAGGCGUGGCGAUUCUCGCUCGAUAGAUGAUGGCAUACCUACCGGGGAGACCUCCUUCACCGCCACGCAAGUUUCGCGGACGGACACGUCGUCAAGUCCGUUAGCCUCCAGCACGUCUGCCUCCAGCCCAGUGAGUCCCACUACCAGCCUGGAUCUUUCAAACAUGAGCAGUUCUAGUGCCCAUGCUGACGCGCUGGGGAAUCAGAUUGCCGAAUGCAGGCCAUCCGACUUCAGAACCGAUGUCAACUGGAUAGGGAUUGCUGGCGAGGUCGGAUGGAAGUUCAAACUCAGCGACGCCGAUGAUGCCGAGGACUGCUGUAAGCAGUGCUACCAGUCCACCAAAGAAGGCUGCAACGGGUGGCUGUUCAUGCCAGGCAAUGGGGACGAGUCCAGUGUGGUGCCGCCUUGCAACAUCAUUUAUGGAUACCGAGGCCCUGAUGAGGACGAUGAGUGUCCCACCGGCAAGCCGGACAUUGUCUUUGCGGGUGCCAGUGAUAGCGAGGAGAACUUUGGGGGCGGCGGGCCUUGUGCUGGAGCCGUCAGGGGACGUCGUUAG
Molecule: messenger RNA, 930 nt
Organism: Verticillium alfalfae VaMs.102
Lineage: Eukaryota; Fungi; Ascomycota; Sordariomycetes; Glomerellales; Plectosphaerellaceae
Exons: 1
Coding region: 1-930 (309 amino acids)
Source: RefSeq, a predicted model, not a curated record